AUUCAGUCACAGAUUCUCUACCGUUUCAAUAGCUUCGAAAAUAUUUGCUAAAAUUCUUACAAAAAUAUAUUUUUUCAACGAUAUAUGUAAAAAUGGCGCCCGUUCGUGGAAGGUUUACACUUGUCGAUAGGGAAACUGGUCGCUUGGUUUCAAGAUCAGUUCCUGGAACUUCAUGUGACUCCGCUAGUCCUGUUGAUAUUAAUACCAUUAAAUCUUUGGAUCAAGAGUCGGAUAAAAGCUCACCAAAACAGGAAUCAACUACAAAUGCAAGGGGAGGCCAGAUGAUGGAUAAUCUUCGUACUAACCAGACUGAUGUAAUGCAAAAUAUGGAAAAGAAACCAGUUAAACAGACCAUUCCCAUGGUGCAUAAGAAGUCCAAUAACAUUAAAAAUUCCCCGGUCUCAACUUCAUGGUCAGCAAGAAUGGCCAAGAAGCAGCGCCAAAGUGAUACUGCAAAUGCCAUGGCUAAGGCUAAGGCUAAGGCUAAGAAUAAAUUUUUUAGGGGCACAAAGAAGAUUUCAUCUAUGAAGAUAAAGAAGGCAAAGAAAUCGAGCCUGGAAAAACUACCAAAAAAGAAACAAUCUGCAUAUAUCCUCGAACAGAUUAACAGUGAUGAUGCUCUGAUAGAUAAAUCCAUCAUUCAACAGAAAAAGAGUUGUGUGGGACUAAGCAGUUCCUUCCAAUUGCUUAAAAAGCUCUAAAAAGUGUUUAGUUUAUUAUACUUGUUCAUUUAAUUGCAAGCAAUAGAUAAAAUUUACUUUGUA
Messenger RNA from Drosophila serrata, 764 nucleotides. RefSeq lists its product as uncharacterized. The record is from RefSeq and is a predicted model, not a curated record. Lineage: Eukaryota; Metazoa; Arthropoda; Insecta; Diptera; Drosophilidae.